Molecule: messenger RNA, 699 nt
Organism: Solanum stenotomum
Lineage: Eukaryota; Viridiplantae; Streptophyta; Magnoliopsida; Solanales; Solanaceae
Product: 3-ketoacyl-CoA synthase 11-like
Exons: 2
Coding region: 1-699 (232 amino acids)
Biological process (GO): fatty acid biosynthetic process
Cellular component (GO): membrane
Molecular function (GO): acyltransferase activity, transferring groups other than amino-acyl groups
Source: RefSeq, a predicted model, not a curated record
AUGGGGAAUUACUCUGAAGAAAUAUUAGAUAAAAUGAGAAUGUCUAUGGACAAAGUUGGACUUGGUGACUCCACUUAUUUGCCAAAGACUUUGCUUACAAACUCCCCAAAUUUAUGUUUGGAGACUUCACUAAAAGAAGCCGAAGAUGUUAUGUUUGGAUCAUUGGAUAUACUGUUUGAAAAGACAAAAAUUGAUCCAAAAGAUGUUGGUAUACUGAUUGUUAAUUGUUCUGUUUUUGAUCCAGUUCCAUCCCUGUCUUGUAUGAUAGUGAAUCAUUAUAAAAUGAAUGAGAAUGUUUUAAGCUAUAAUCUUGGUGGAAUGGGUUGCACUGCUGGAUUAUUGGCCGUCCGUCUUGCAAAUCAAUUGCUUCAGUUGCAGAAAAAAUUGGGAUUUAGUGAUUUAGCUAUGGAAGCUUCGAAAAUUUCAUUGAGAAGAUUUGGGAAUACUUCUAGUAGCUCAAUUUGGUACAUAUUGGCUUAUGCAGAGACUAAGGGAAGAAUAAAGAAAGGUGAUAAAAUAUGGCAAAUGGCUUUCGGGUCGGGUUUUAAAUGUAGCAGUGUGAUUUGGCGUACAAUAAGGAACGUCGAUACGAAUGACAUGAAAAAUCCAUGGAAAGAAGAGAGUGAUGCUCUAAUUGAUCUCGAUUUGGACAUCAAUGCGCCAGCCCAUGACUAUUUCCAACCACCUAAAUCAACCUAA